AUGGGAAAAUAUAAAACCAAGGUGGGAAUUAUCGGGGGCUCCGGAUUGGGCGAUAUCGCAAAUAAAGUCCUGAAAAACAGCAAUCAGAUUGAUUUAAAGGAUUUAAAAAAUGACUUUGGGUUUCCCAGUGGAAAUAUUCAUACCGGAGUCAUCAAUGGCGUCGAGGUUGCCUUGUUAUCUCGACAUGGCCAAGGACACAAAAUUAACCCGACUAAUGUAAAUUAUCGCGCAAAUAUCGAAGCGCUAAAAUUGAUAGGUUGCACUCAUAUAUUAGCGUCUAAUGCUUGCGGAUCACUGUGCGAAGAAAUUGGCCGCGGACAAUUAGUUAUUCCUGAUAGUUAUAUUGACCGGACUGUUGCGAGAAAAAACAGUUUAUUUGAUGGAACUUCUCCGCGGUACCAGGGAGUCUGCCAUAUGCCGAUGGAACCGUCGUUCCAUCCAGACGUCGCUGAUGUAUUUGAACAAGCUGCUAAGGAACUGGGUAUUAAUGUCAGAAGAGGAGGAACUAUUGUAAUUAUUGAGGGACCGAGAUUUUCUUCGAAAGCGGAGAGUAAUGCUUUCAGAUUAUGGGGUGGUCAUCUUGUCGGUAUGACUACGUGUCCUGAGGUAAGAUAG
Messenger RNA from Cotesia congregata, 615 nucleotides. NCBI's taxonomy places the organism in Eukaryota, Metazoa, Arthropoda, Insecta, Hymenoptera, Braconidae. The record is from the annotation of a GenBank genome assembly.